AUGUCGAGUUCCGAACCCGCCUCACCUAACGGACAUGCCCCAAAUCACGACUCCAUGGUGACGGUCUCCUUGUCCGACAUUCAAUCCAAUUCCGAACAUACACAACCAGACUGGCGAAAUCUCGAUAUUCCCCAAACCCCCGUGGAGAAAAUCCGCGAGGUUGAAAUCACGCGAAAUACAGCCGAUUCUUUUGGACCAAUGCCCCUCCGUGACGCGGCAAAAACACCAACCCUCCCCACCGACGAACCCCAAUUCCCGACCUCGGCAGAGCCGAGACCGAUCGACGACGAUGUAGAGCACGAUGUGAAUUGGGAGAAUCUAGAUAAAACAGAGGAACAAGAACCACGAGGGCAGGGCUCAGAUGAUUCUACCGCACUCCUCCUCGCCCGAUUGGAACAAGAAAACAAUGCUUUGGCAACAGACCCCAAGGCAGGAUUGGCCAAAACGCCCAAAAUUCAGCUGCAUCAUCGACAAUCGCAGACCCGGCCCGCGCAGAAUUGCGCUACUCACAAAACCCCCCCACCGCCGAUGACCGAGUUAGAGUUCUGGGCUGCUCUUGUGGCAGAUUACCCGCGGACAGCCCAGCGGCUCCCAACUUUAACCUCCAACAAGAUACAAGGCGGUGUACCUCCCCCUCUGAGAGGAGUGGUCUGGCCCAGUUUGGCUGGUGCUCGGGAUCCCGGUUUAUUGAGUGAGUUCCAACGACUCUCAGGAGAGAGCAGCCCGUAUGAUGGUUUGAUUGGAAAGGAUAUCGGCCGCAGCUUUCCCAAUGUGGAGAUGUUCCGUGAUCCCAAUGGCGAGGGCCAGCAGAUGUUAGCCCGGGUGUUGAGAUGCUUCAGUCUGUAUGAUGCAAAGAUUGGCUAUUGUCAAGGUCUUGGGUUUGUAGUUGGGCCCUUGCUGAUGCACAUGUCUGAUGCAGAGGCAUUUUGUGUGCUUGUUCGCUUGAUGGACCACUACAACCUUCGACAGUGCUACCUGCCAGAUCUAUCGGGUCUUCAUCUGCAUGUUUAUCAAUUCCAGAAUCUGUUGGCACGACACCGACCGGUAUUGUUUGAGCACCUGGAGUCGCUUAAUGUCGAACCUGUUUAUGUAUCCCAGUGGUUUUUGUCAUUUUUCGCGGUUGCUUGUCCUCUUCCAAUGCUUCUGCGAAUUUAUGAUGUCAUCUUUCUUGAGGGUGCAUGUGAAACCUUGAUGCGAGUGGCUUUAUCUCUAAUGCAAAGAAAUGAGAAAAGGAUCUUAGCUUGUUCUGAGUUUGAGGAUGUGAUGCAGUUGCUUUUGUCGCGAAGUUUGUGGGACACAUAUGCUUUUAACGCUGAUGACCUGGUCAAUGACUUUGUCUCCCUUACUUCACUUGUCACCAAAGAAAGCCUUCAAACGCUAGAGUCCAGCUACAACCAGUCUCAAGGCGUCCCCACUGGAAUCUCAUUCCCGCAGAUGCAGGCAGCAGCAUCUCGAUUCCUCGGGCGCCUAUGGGCGGGAUCUAACAAUCACAAUUCCAUGAAGUCUUUGAACCCAAAUCCAAGUCCGUCGCGUCCAAUCAGCACCGUUCGCCGUUCAACUUCAAAACAAAGCCUCACACCGACCCUCAACUCGGUUGAAAGCGCGUCUGAUGCAAGCACAGCUGCAACUGAGCUUUCGACUGGGGCUCAUGCAGAUAGUCAUAAGUCGCGUAUCAAGUCAAGCAUGUCCGUCUGUCAGAAGGACCGCGAUCUCCACACCCAGAUUGAAGAUCUGCUAAUAGCGCUGAGCGACCUGCAGCGCCAGCAUGCGGAAUUGAGCCUAGAACUACAACAGGAACGCGAGGAACGCGAGGAGGACCAAACACUUGCCAAGGAGAUGCUCGCUCAUCUUCAGCAACUUCCCGCUGAAAUGCAGCUGACCGAACUUGUUGCUAAAGCCGAAGCGCGCUACGCGUCAAACGAGCCGAAACACGCGUCUAUUCCCCAGACAAAACACCAACUGCAGGAUGACAUGAAGCGAUGGAAGGAAAUGCAUGAGAUCGAAGCCAGCCGAUGCAUGGACCUUUCGCGUCGAAUGGAUGACCUCGAGAAGUCCAACACAUCCCUGAAAGAUCAACUACGUGAAGCCCGUGGACGAAUCCAAGAUGGGUACCGCGAUCGCCAGCGCCUCGAACGCCUGAACCAGGAGCUUCGAUCCCUCAAGACCAGUGCCCUGGAACCAAAGACUCCACCAGAUGUUGGCUCCCCGGCGUCGGACACUGGUGGCUCUCCCCGAGGACUCCGCGAAUUCAAACUGGCCCGCAGUAACUCCCAGAAAACCGGCUCAUACAACAAGCGUACUAGCAGUCUGGCUCUGCAGAGUGUCACCUCAAAUGAAAGCAAGCCAGCUGCCGAGGAAUCGCUCCUUCUGGAACUGGUCGCCUCCAAAACUGCCGAAGCCGUGGCCAAGCAAGAACUCGAGGAAGUCAAGGGCAAACUGGACUCUUUGCGUAGGAUGAUCAGUGCGCCAGCCUCCCAAUCUGCCUUGAAGCCAGAGAAUCGCCAUUCGUUCAUUGCCCACACCUCGAACCGAAACAGCAUUGGCAAGGCCUCAACUGAGCCUAUGAGACCUGCAGGUAAUACCGGUGGUGGUGGGUUCUUCAGUGGAUGGGGUCGACGAGCUGCGACACCUGGGCAUGAAAUUCCCUAA
This is a messenger RNA of Penicillium malachiteum, 2649 nucleotides long. Its product is annotated as putative GTPase activating protein (Evi5). NCBI's taxonomy places the organism in Eukaryota, Fungi, Ascomycota, Eurotiomycetes, Eurotiales, Aspergillaceae. The record is from RefSeq and is a predicted model, not a curated record. The transcript has 4 exons. Bases 1 to 2649 code for a protein of 882 amino acids.